Messenger RNA from Pungitius pungitius (ninespine stickleback), 1723 nucleotides. RefSeq names its product immunoglobulin gamma-1 heavy chain-like. Gene Ontology annotation, biological process: immunoglobulin mediated immune response. NCBI's taxonomy places the organism in Eukaryota, Metazoa, Chordata, Actinopteri, Perciformes, Gasterosteidae. The coding region runs from base 12 to 1517 and encodes 501 amino acids. Gene Ontology annotation, molecular function: antigen binding. Gene Ontology annotation, cellular component: blood microparticle. The record is from RefSeq and is a predicted model, not a curated record. The transcript is spliced from 8 exons.
CACAGUUAACCAUGAAGGACUUUAGGACAGGACUGCUGCUUUUAACUGUCUUCUGCUCAGGUGUUGAUGGUCAGACUCUGACACAAUCCGAAGCAGUGAUUAAAAGGCCUGAUGAAUCACACAAGUUGACUUGUACAACAUCUGGAUUCACAUUCAGCAGCUACGGGAUGAACUGGAUCAGACAGGCUCCUGGAAAAGGACUGGAGUGGAUCGCUGUCAUUUACACAACUACCAUCUAUUACUCUCCAUCAGUUGAGGGUAGAUUCACCAUCUCCAGAGAUGAUUCCAGCAGUAAACUGUAUCUACAGAUGAACAGUCUGAAGACUGAGGACACGGCUGUGUAUUACUGUGCUAGAGACACAGAGAUGCAUCACUGUGAUUACUUUGACUACUGGGGACAAGGGACUGAAGUCACAGUAUCGUCAGAAACGACUGCAUCUCCAACUCUGUUCCCUUUGGUGAAGUGUGAACCUGACGGUGAUAAUAUAACCCUCGGGUGUCUUGCACACAACUUCUUCCCAAAAAGUCUUACUUUCCAGUGGACCGAUGCCUGUGGGGACGCUCUGACUGCUGAUCGCUAUCCUUCAACUCUGAACAACAACAAAUAUACAGGAGUCAGUUUGCUUAAAGUACCAAAGUCUGACUGGGAUUCAAGGCACUCUUUUCAAUGUUCUGUGACGCACGAAGGAGGCCCAAGAAGUUUGACACUGGGAAAAAAGGCCUCUUGUUCUAUGAUUAGAAAUAUCACAAUGACACUGAAACCAACAAAUCCCAAAGACAUUUUCAACCAAAACCUGGCAAAGUUUGAGUGCAGGAUUGAAGGACUGGACCAGAACGCCAUGAAUGAAACGAAAUUCACUUGGCAAAUUAAUGGAAAUGAGACUGAGAACUUCAUUGAAACAACAGACUCCACAGGCAUCAAAAUCAGCACUUUGACUCAAAACCAAGCGGAAUGGAAGAAAAUGAACAAAGUGACCUGUUCUGCUAAGAACCAAAAAACACAAAUUUCUAAAGAUCUGAUCUACCAACGAGAUGAUUCCCCAAAAGUAACAAUCCACCUCCUCCCAAUGGAAGACGUGAUGAAUGCUACUGAGGUCACUAUGUUGUGUCUGGUCUCUAGCAAGAAACAGCAGGAUUUCUACAUCACCUGGUUAGAAGAAAGUAGAUCUGAUGUCAGCGUCUAUAACGAUGGCAUCGACUUCCCCCCUAUGAAGACCAAACACGGCUUCUCAGCUACGAGUCUUUACACCACCUCCUUGGAUAAGUGGAACAACCACGUCCAGUUCACCUGCAACGUGUGGACACCUGGUGGUGAAAAGAUCAGAGUGGUGUCUCAGUCCGUGAUUAGAUCAAAUGAAUCUUUAAAACUGCGUGUCGCUAUGAGCUGCACAGAUGAUGCCAUUGAUGAAGAUGAGUACAGCAGCCUGUGGUCCACCACCUCCUCCUUCAUAUUCCUCUUCAUAUCCUCUCUCAUUUACAGCAUGGUGUUCAGCCUGGUCAAGAUGAAGAGGCCAUGAGAUGAGAUUGAUGCAUAGCAUGGACUGCACUUCUACAUUUAUAAGUAGUAUUUCUGGUUUUAAAAACAUGUAAAUGAGUGCUAGAUUAAAUGAUGGUCAAAUAAAAGAUACAAUUGUAAUUGUUAGUCAUUUAGAUGAAUAGAUUCCCCUGCAUUGGCUUCUGUUCUUGCAUUAGGAAUAAACAUGUUGUACAAUAAUUUUCUUGU